Pecten maximus is the source of this 2097-nucleotide messenger RNA. Its product is annotated as homeobox protein Dlx6a-like. Gene Ontology annotation, biological process: regulation of transcription by RNA polymerase II. NCBI's taxonomy places the organism in Eukaryota, Metazoa, Mollusca, Bivalvia, Pectinida, Pectinidae. The transcript has 3 exons. Gene Ontology annotation, molecular function: RNA polymerase II cis-regulatory region sequence-specific DNA binding; DNA-binding transcription factor activity, RNA polymerase II-specific. The record is from RefSeq and is a predicted model, not a curated record. Bases 333 to 1301 code for a protein of 322 amino acids.
AACUGUAGGGUUAUGACUGACGGUAAUCGCAGUUAAAUAGUGAGUUGGAGAGAGUGCGAGCACAUGAUCACGGCUUCCCCUGUAUUAUCUCUAAAUUACCUUUAAUCGUUUGUAAAGGAGACUAUUGGACCUUUGACAGGAAACUACAGUACUAGAUCGAUGUGUGAUUGAUAUACUUAAUUUUUUAUCAACUUGAAAACAUUUACAGACAAUAUUUCUAAUGUUGGUUUGAUUUUGUGUUGAAAGAAGGUUUCUAGCCUAUUAUUUUACUUCACGGACCUACCAAAACUGCAAUUCUGGAUUUUCAAGUUCAACAACCCUACAACCUGAAAAUGUUGAAUGUUGGUGGAGUGGACGGACUAGAACAGGACAUGUCUGGAAAAUCAGCCUUCAUGGAGCUACAGCAGCAGGCGGGUAUGCCUCCCGGAAUGGGACACCCGGCCUACCCCAUCCGUUCGUCUUAUCAACAUCACCAUGGCGGCCAGCACGGAGACAGUGUCUUCAGUAACUCCCAAGGUCGACCCCUCUACCCCUUCCAUAUGAACACCAUGUCCCCCUCGUCCUACCAGCCCCCCGCGGCUCACCCCUUCCCCAUGCCACCGUACCAGAGCCCCUCACCGACAAGGGAAGAUUUUUACGGCGAUAUGGUGUCAUUGUACAUUACAGAUAAGUCACAAAUGGAGGAACUCAGAAUAAAUGGCAAAGGAAAGAAAAUGAGAAAGCCAAGGACCAUAUACUCUAGCCUUCAGCUACAGCAGCUGAACAGGCGAUUCCAGCGGACACAGUACCUAGCUCUUCCCGAGAGGGCAGAACUGGCCGCCUCUUUAGGUUUAACCCAGACACAGGUGAAAAUCUGGUUCCAGAACAGGCGUUCCAAGUACAAGAAGGUGAUGAAGUCUCCUGUAAAUCCCGGCCAGGUCAACCCAACUUCCGGUCAGCCUCAAGGUCAGGCGCCAGUGACAACUUCGCCAACAACACACCCUCCUCAACAAUCUUCACCUCCCGCGCCUCGACAUCCUCCACAGACACCAACACCUCACGCGCACCCCGCGUCUCAACAAAAUGGACAAUCACACAAUGGACAACAAUCCUCAGUUAUGUUAUCACCUCCAUCGUCCUCUGUCAGUCCACAACCUACAUGGACAGAAAUGGAUGCAGUCAACAAUCAAACCUCCACGAACUCUUAUAUGGCGAUGUCUUCAAUGUCCGCCAUGUCUACGGGUAUGCCAGCCGGAGCCAUGUCUCAUUACCACUCCUGGUACGCACAGCCUCCCAUGAAUCAACAGUCGUGUCUCACAUAACGUGCUUCAAAUUACUCAUAGUUCUAUAUAUGUCACUUCCGGUAUUGGUUUACAAAUGACCAGCCAAAUCAGCGAGAGCUAGCCAACUGAAAAGGCGCAAAUGUUAGCGUGAUCAUAUGACUUUGUGACCUGGGCAUCAUAUGUCUCAUUUCCUUCAGAAGUUUGUCAAGGCGUGCGCUUUGGAACUGUUCAAACUUCGCCUGAAGGUCACGGGUCAAUUAUUUAAGCAUGUUGCCAAACACCUGGAUGUGUCUUAAAAUCACGUGAAACUCCCAUGCAAACUACGCAUGCCCCGAACUCUCUAAACCGCCUCAGGACCAAUUGAUUCAGUGGUAUAUUUGUGUAAUAUAUGUGAAUGAAUUUGUGCGCAUGCGCGGUCAGCCACUGACAAACUUUUGCCAUGUGUAAAUAUAAAUAUAAUUUAUGUUUUAAGUUAAUGUUUAAAAGUAACUAUUGUUUUGAUGUGAGUUAUGAAAAUGCUCAAAAUAGAUGGCAUAUGGUUAUAUAAUGAACAAAGCAUUUUACUAUUGUUUAUAUCUACAUGCAAUAACGGAAACAGACAGACGAAAUAAGUAAAUAAUUUCAAUAAGAAAAUAAUGUGAUAAUAUUGUAAGCGUACAGCAGUGUUCUGUAUUUCACUUAGUGGUACCGUGUUUGGUGUAUAUUUGGUACACAUGACAAAUCAUUGUUCGUGAGUAUGUUUCGUCUGCCUGUAACCAAUAUGAUUUAUUUAUAAUUUGAACAAACUUGAUUUUUAUUAGUCCCAUUAAAUGUUCAUAUGUUCAAACACAAACAU